This is a messenger RNA of Paramecium primaurelia, 231 nucleotides long. NCBI's taxonomy places the organism in Eukaryota, Ciliophora, Oligohymenophorea, Peniculida, Parameciidae. The record is from the annotation of a GenBank genome assembly.
AUGAAACUAUUGCAUAAUCAGUCACAUAAAAUACUAAUAAAAAAUUAUUAGCAAUUAGCUAAAUUAAUUAGUAAUUUUUUACAAAGAACUAUUAAAUGUGAAAAAGCUAUAGGUAUUUCUAAAAAAUUAAGAGCUAAAAAUAUUUAGAUAAGAUUUAGAUAAGAAUGGUAUAAUGCUAAAAUUGUUGUAGUAAAGGAAGAGAGAAAAUAAGUAAAAGAACCUAAAAAGUGA